Messenger RNA from Gadus macrocephalus (Pacific cod), 3352 nucleotides. It is a transcript of the gene josd1, whose product is annotated as Josephin domain containing 1. Gene Ontology annotation, molecular function: cysteine-type deubiquitinase activity. The transcript has 5 exons. Gene Ontology annotation, biological process: protein deubiquitination. NCBI's taxonomy places the organism in Eukaryota, Metazoa, Chordata, Actinopteri, Gadiformes, Gadidae. The record is from RefSeq and is a predicted model, not a curated record. The coding region runs from base 702 to 1604 and encodes 300 amino acids.
GCCAAUGGCGAUGUGCGCAUGUCCGUGUUGAGGGAGACUAGAGAGUGCUACACGGAAAAGUGGCAAAGACAAAGAACUGACCAACCCCAGGAAAAGAGGAUAUACCAUUACCGGUUAAACGGAUUAUGCCAGUUUAGCAACCGUAAUAUCUCACAAGAGGGGAGGUAAUUCUCUCUCUCUCUCUGUUCCAGUGGUUCUCUUUCCUGGUGGUUGCCCUGUGGAACAGAAAGAGCUGUCGACACACGCUGGCGAUAGAAGAAGCGGAACACAGAGAUCAACUCAAAGGUGUUCUAUGGUGGAGUGAGCAUGACUUGGACGAUUGUCUGCUCGUCCGUCAAGUUUGACAGGAUUUCAAUUGCUGUGAAAAAACCCUGCUUCUUUGGUCGGUUAAGCUUUUGAGGUUACGCCAACCGCCGAAUAAAAAAAACCCAGCUUUUGUCUUAAAAAAAUUAUAACCAUAACCUUUACCUUUCUGGAGACACACGCAUACUUUUUGAGGACCACCACCAGGUGUGCUCUAAUAGCGCAGCCCCAUCCCCCCCUAACCCCAAAUUGUCGUGGCUUGAAGUUACCAUGGCAAUUGUUAGAAAGGCAGCAGCAGCAGCAGCAGCAGCAUCAGCAGGGAUGUUCGCGGGGUGGUUGUGAGGGCGGUGCAGUGGGGGUGAAGGUGGCUGCCGUGCGGCCGGUGGGUGGAACCAGAGAUGGGCAGCGCUCCCUAUUCAGCCAGUGAGUGGAAGUGCAGGGGCCGGGGGGGGCUUCAGGACCUGGGCUGUAUGCCCUGGAAGGUCAGCAAGCAGAAAACAAACGCCACCACACCUGGGUCAGGUGGAGGAGAGGGCAUGCUGGGGGGGUCGAGGGGGGGAGGAGGAGUUGGUGGUGGAGUAGGACGAGGAGGAGGAGGAGGAGACGCGGAGAGGAGGACGAGGAGGAGGAGCAGUAGAGAUCCCAAGGACUCCCAACAGCCAGAUCUAUCCUCUUCCUCAUCCUCGUCGCUCACGCCGUCGGCGGCGCUCACUGGCGACCCCCCGGCCCCGCCGCCGCCGCCCGCCGUCGUUGUCAUCUACCACGAGAAGCAGCGGCGGGAGCUGUGCGCCCUGCACGCGCUCAACAACGUCUUCCAGGACGGAACAGCGUUCAGCCGCGACGCGCUGCAGGAGAUCAGCCAGAGACUCUCUCCCAGCACUCUGGUGACGCCGCACAAGAAGAGCAUGCUGGGAAAUGGAAACUAUGACGUCAACGUCAUCAUGGCUGCCCUGCAGACGCGCGGGUUCGAGGCGGUGUGGUGGGACAAGAGAAGGGACGUGGGCAGCAUCGCGGUGGCCAACGUGACGGGCUACAUCCUCAACGUGCCGUCUAACCUGCGCUGGGGCCCGCUGCGGCUGCCGCUCAAACGCCAGCACUGGAUUGGCGUGCGGGAGGUGGGCGGAGUCUACUACAACCUGGACUCCAAGCUGCGUGGCCCCCACCCCAUCGGCAGCGCGGAUGAGCUCAGGAAGUUCCUGCGCCACCAGCUGCGUGGGAAGAACUGUGAGCUGCUAUUGGUCGUCUCGGAGGAAGUGGAGUCACGCCAGACCUGGAUGUCCCACAACAGUGGAGCAGAGUGAAGCGGCCAAUCCUAUCUCACGCUGGCGUUCAGGACAGGCCGAACGGGCCAAUCACAGCUUUCGAUGAAGAGGAAGCACGGGUUGUGCAGAGCCAAUCAAAAAGAUGCACAACGGCGCAGACGAUAUUUCUCCUGCUUCUGGUUUUGGUUUGUUUGGUUUUGUUUUGGGUUACAGUUCCAUUUCUGGACUCUUGGAAUCAAUGACACCCAAAACAAUGAAGGAAGCGAAUGCCUACAUUCAAACCUUACUCAAAUCUUUAUAAAGACAUACCUACCUACCUACCUACCUACAGGGAGAUCACUAAGAAUCACAUAUUUGUAACACAAGUCAAAUUUAUAAGCGUAUUAUUUCAAUAUCUGGUAUUGCUAUGUUUUUUUUAUAUAUAUAUAUCUAUAUACUGACUAUUUUUAAAUGUCGGUUUUGAUUUAUUUUGUACAUCGUACAGCUUCCCAAAGUGCUGGAACUCAAGCUGUAUGUCCAAUGAAGCCAUGUGUCUGAUCUUCAAGCUUUCGACCACACCUAUGUGUCUUCUUUGAGUCCCUCACUCUGUGGUUUUCUCUCUCUCUCUGUCUCUGUCUCUCACUCUCACUCUCCCUUUAGCAGAACCAUGUCCUUCUUGACUCCUGCCUGUCGCCUCGUUCUCUCUCCCGCUACCUUUCGACAUCCUCGUUCGCCCACCCUCGCCCAGUACAUUGUAUCGCACCUUCCUGCACCAGUCAGUACAGAAACUGCCCACACAACGGGGUGUUUUAAUUCAAAUGUUUCCAGUUUUCUUUUGUUUUUUUAUGGCAACGAGGCAAUGCGACACCCUGGGCCAAAAGACGCUCCCAUCUUGUGGAUGAUUGUCUGUUCUUGUGAGAUGCUGGGGUCAGCUCUAACUGAGCCCAGCAGCCCUUUUGAAGCCCCAUAGGUCUAGAGUCCUAGAUGUUUUACACCCAGAAAAAUAAGAAAAGUGUCAUUAAUGGUGAGUUAAGUACAGGAGAACGUGUUAGUGUCGUGCAGAUGUGUCGUGGUCGGGUUUCGAUGUGUGUCACGCUGCCAGAAGGGAAGUCGGCGUUUUUUACAGAGAGGAAAUGUGGGUUUAGGUACCGCAUUGAGAAUCAUCUUGAUAUCCUACAAGUCCUGAAGGAUAAUAUUCGAUUCUGAAAGAUAAUGACUUUGGAAAGAGGACGUUUGAAGUGAAAGUUGAGUGUGUUUUUGGAGAGUUGGAGACAGAGAUUUGCCUUGAUGCCGGCUGUGAUCAUAGAAGCAUUGUCUUAAGAGGAAAUGUUAUUCAUGUACAGACGGUAUGUGUUCUUUCAAUGAUGAUAUUGGCCUUAACUUGUUUACAUCGUAAAUAACGUAUGUUUAUCUCAAAAUGGAACGGUUUAGUUUCAUUACCAAAUCCUAACCCUAAAAAAAGGGCAUUUUCAAGUACUACAAUUUAUUUUAUAUUAUAUCAAGGUUGUUUAAGUGUGAUGCAAUCAAAAGAAGCUGGGAUAUUUUGUGGCCAUCCGAUUUUUCUUUGGAAGAAACUUUAUUUUGGUCAGAAAUGUGAUGAUUAAUACCAUUUAUAAGUUUUGAGGUUACAAUGUCCAACUGAGCAGCAGGCUCAUAUCAUUACACUAAGUGUUACAGAUAUAAGUGUGUUUAAUGUUGGCUAUGACAUUCCUCCUCAAUCAUUGGUUCGAGAGUCUGUUUUCAUUAUGCCUGUUUCCCCUUUCUUUCCUUUUCACAGAAAUAAAAAAAAAUCUUAUAAUGGCACUUUA